Heteronotia binoei (common prickly gecko) is the source of this 4625-nucleotide messenger RNA. It is a transcript of the gene TCF4, whose product is annotated as transcription factor 4. Bases 604 to 2139 code for a protein of 511 amino acids. Gene Ontology annotation, biological process: regulation of transcription by RNA polymerase II. The record is from RefSeq and is a predicted model, not a curated record. Gene Ontology annotation, molecular function: protein dimerization activity; RNA polymerase II cis-regulatory region sequence-specific DNA binding; DNA-binding transcription factor activity, RNA polymerase II-specific. Gene Ontology annotation, cellular component: transcription regulator complex. NCBI's taxonomy places the organism in Eukaryota, Metazoa, Chordata, Lepidosauria, Squamata, Gekkonidae. The transcript has 13 exons.
AAAAAAAAAAGAAAGAGAGAGAGAGGGAGAGAGAGAGAGGGGGAGUCAAUUAACUGCAUUUGUAUUCUCUUCAAUAAUGGACCCUAUUCCACUUUUACCCUAAGGCAGUUGAGUGGAAAUUUUAGAGGAAAGAAAAAAAGAGUGGCGGGAACUUUUCUUUUAAAAUCUUUUUUUGGGGAGAACCAGGAAUGAAAGAAUUUUUUUUUUUAAAGAUCUCUAAGAAUCGACAUUAUUCCAGCCACUCAGUAAAAUCCAGGGGAGAGAGACGGGGAGAGGGGGGGGUGGAAUUGAAGCUCUUUUUCUCUCUCCUAUGCCUUAGGAAUCGCAGCUAAAUCAGGACCGGGAAAGCUUCCAGAUCUGCUGUGGAAAGUUAACUGUCUGACAGAGGAGUCUCCUAGCCACCUCCUCUCCUCUCCCCCCCCCCUCCACCGCCACCCCUAACGUCAGGAAUGGUUUCUUCCUGCUUUGCAUAUUCACCAUGCUUGGCCUAGCCAUAUGGGAAAAUGCGACUGAAGGAAUUGUUGUGAAAAAAGGGACAGCGAGUUUGAAAUAAAAGUUGUUAGAGUGGUACCGAAGAGAAAAAAAAAAAAAGAAUACGAGACCAUGUAUUGCGCAUACACAAUCCCUGGCAUGGGCGGAAACUCUUUGAUGUACUACUAUAAUGGGAAAGCGGUCUAUGCCCCUUCUGCGAGCACUGCCGACUACAAUCGCGAUUCACCAGGCUAUCCAUCCUCAAAACCAGCAGCCAGCACUUUUCCUAGUUCUUUCUUCAUGCAAGACGGCCAUCACAGCAGUGAUCCGUGGAGCUCCUCCAGUGGUAUGAAUCAGCCCGGUUAUGGUGGGAUGCUGGGCAAUUCUUCUCAUAUUCCACAAUCCAGUAGCUACUGCAGUCUGCAUCCUCAUGACCGCUUGAGCUACCCAUCACACUCCUCCUCAGACAUCAAUUCCAGUCUUCCUCCAAUGUCCACUUUCCAUCGUAGUGGCACGACCCAUUACAACACUUCUUCCUGUACACCACCUGCAAACGGAACAGACAGCAUCAUGGCAAACAGAGGAAGCGGAGCUGCAGGAAGUUCACAAACGGGCGAUGCGCUGGGGAAAGCACUUGCAUCUAUCUACUCUCCAGACCACACCAACAACAGCUUUUCAUCAAAUCCUUCAACUCCUGUUGGUUCUCCCCCUUCUCUCUCAGCAGGCACAGCUGUUUGGUCUAGAAAUGGAGGGCAAGCAUCAUCAUCUCCCAAUUAUGAAGGUCCCUUACACUCUUUGCAAAGCCGGAUUGAAGACCGCUUGGAAAGACUGGAUGAUGCUAUUCAUGUUCUCCGGAACCAUGCAGUGGGGCCUUCAACUGCCAUGCCCGGUAGUCAUAGCGACAUGCACGGAUUAAUAGGGCCCUCUCAUAAUGGAGCCAUGGGAGGUCUUGGAUCAGGAUACGGGACAGGCCUUCUUUCAGCCAAUAGGCAUUCGCUAAUGGUCGGGGCUCACCGGGAGGAUGCAGUUGGUCUCCGCGGCAGCCAUUCACUUGUGCCAAACCAGGUCCCCGUUCCACAGUUGCCAGUGCAGUCUGCUACGUCCCCCGACUUAAACCCGCCUCAAGAUCCGUACAGAGGAAUGCCAACUGGACUUCAAGGACAAAGUGUGUCUUCAGGGAGCUCCGAAAUCAAAUCUGAUGACGAGGGCGACGAAAACCUCCAGGACGCAAAAUCUUCGGAUGACAAGAAGUUAGACGACGACAAGAAGGAUAUCAAAUCAAUUACUAGGUCAAGAUCUAGCAAUAAUGACGAUGAAGAUCUUACACCAGAGCAAAAGGCAGAACGCGAGAAAGAAAGGAGAAUGGCCAACAAUGCCCGCGAACGCCUCCGUGUCCGUGACAUCAACGAGGCCUUCAAGGAGCUGGGUCGGAUGGUGCAGCUCCACUUGAAGAGUGACAAGCCCCAGACCAAACUCCUGAUCCUACAUCAAGCCGUAGCUGUUAUUCUCAGCUUAGAGCAGCAAGUCAGAGAAAGGAAUCUGAACCCUAAAGCAGCAUGUCUGAAAAGAAGGGAAGAAGAGAAAGUAUCUUCGGACCCUCCUCCGCUUUCUUUGGCAGGACCCCACCCUGGGAUGGGAGACACAUCUAAUCAUAUGGGACAGAUGUAAAAAAAAAAGGUCCAAGUUGCUACAUUUUCUUCAUGUAAACCAGAGACCACUUCCUUAACAGCUGUAUUAUCUUAAACCCCACAUAAACACUUAACCCCCCCUUUUUGUAAUAUAAUAAGACAAGUCUGAGUAGUUACAAAUCACAGACGCACGAGAUUUCAGCAUUCCCGAUUCUGAAACAAACAAACAAACAAAAAAAGGAAAAAGUGCAACUUGAGGGACGCCUCUCUUCAACAUAUCAUUCAGAAUGUUUCGAGCAGUACGUCAGAAGCUGUAAAAAUGCACAGCCAAGAGACUGAAUGGCAAUCUUCUCCACACUGUGGGACAAUGCAUUUGUGCCUAAACUUCUUUUGGAAAAAAAAAUAUAAUUAAUUUGUAAGUCUGAAAAAAAAUAUUUAAUUUAAAAAAAAUUGUAAACUUGCAAUAAUGAAAAGUGUACUUCUGAAGAAAAAAAAUGAACAUUUUUGUUGGUGUACUAGUCCGCUAGUGUUUAUACUUACUGGAUAUUAAAAAGGGAAGCAUUGCUGCCCGUGUAUUUACAAAACCAGCAAAUGUCCUAAUGAAAACUGAAGUGAUGACAUUAGCCAUUCCUUAGGGUAGGAGGAACAGAUGGAUCUUAUAGACCUAUGACACACACACACACACACACAUAUAUAUAAAUAAAUAUAUAUAUAUAUUAAAAUUAGUGAAUAUGGUAAGCUUUUGUUCAUUGGUUUCAGACUUUUUUGCUCCUGUAAAAAAAAAAAGUACUGAUUAACUUUUUUAAAAGAAGAUUUUACUGUAAAUAGGGAUUUUUGGUCUUAUUUCUCUCCCACUCCCUUCCUUUGUUCUUAAUUGUAACCUGUAGUGCCAACUCUGUUGCUGGAGGGGCAGAUCAGGAUGAAACGCUGACCCUGUUGUUGUAUCAUUCAUAAAUAAGUAGAGAGUUGUUUCUUCGGUCUUUUGGGGAGAAUACAGGAACUUGACCGAUCACGUCAUGUGCGGAGGAGAAGCUGCAAGCAACCUUGCCGAGACUUGGUCCAGACCGUUUUUGGGGCCGAGUCGUAAACUUUGCUCUCAUUAAGACCCUAUUUCUGGGAUUUUUUUCAGAGGUACAAGGUUAGAAUGCUACAAUGUUACCACUGUGCCUUCCAAUGUUUAUAUCAUCGGAAACAUAACAUAAUCAAAGGUGGCUGUGAAUUAACAAACCAGUAGAAGUGUUAACUUUAAUGUGUGUAGCCUAAAUACAGUAUGCAGUGAGGCGUUUCAGAAUACAUGGUCAGAUUUGGGAGGGGGGGGGGACAAAGGGUUCAAAUGGGAAAACUGCAAGUUGUGUGACAGAUUUUGAUUUUUGUUUUUGUUUUUUUAAAUUAAGUGGAGUGCUGAAAAGUAGACCAUUUGCUGCCUCCUCCUUCAUUCAUAAAAAAAUGCCAAUAUUCAAUUGUCAUGAAGCAUUAGAACAAGCCUUACCAGUUCUAAAGCAUUAAGUUGCACUUUCUUGAGGAGGGGGAGUAGAACAGUAUUUCUCUGGCCAGUAUGAAUCAAGUUUUUAAUUAACAUAUAUAAAAUAGUAAGCAUAGAUCAAACCUAUGGCACAGCAACUCAUCCGGAAACUAGCUUUGAAAUAUGGGCUCAACAGAACCAGUAUCCAUAGUGAUUUCUCUAACAAUCGACUCUGGUGUACAGAACAAUUAACAAAUAGUGCUCCCAAUUAAGUCUUUUGUCAGCAUCCUUUUGUCUCCAGUUCCAGCUUCUGGCUUUUUUUGAGGGUUUUUUUAACAGCCACACAAACUUGGCAUGUAUUUUUAAAUGAAAUCUCCCUGUUCGAGUAGAUUUUCCACCUAUCAGCACUGAGUAAAUGCCAUAAGUCCAUUGAAAACGGUCUAGACGUUCCAUCUGUUCUCCUGUUUUGCCAGUUACAUAGUAAUGAAAAAAAUACAUUUGUAAAUUUUAUGCAACAAAAUGGCAAACGUAUCAUUAUUUUGAAAUUGUGUAUGUAAAAGUUAUAUUUUUACAUGUAGACUCUCGUUAUUAUGUGUUUUAAUACAUUGUAUCCGUUUUUUGUUUUUUUUUAAACUGUGUGGUUGAAACAAAAUCUCAUUUAAAUGAAAUAGUGAGAUACAAGAAUCUGAAUUUUAUGUUUCUGAAAAACAUAAAGAACAAAUAUGAUAGUUUACCAUGUGAACCACCUUCUGCAUAUCCAUAAACAUUUUGAUUAGCUGUGUGUGCGUGUUGAAAAUUGUAAAUAUGUUCAGUAGCAGUAAACUUUAAAUGCUUUUUUUUUUAAUUUGUUAAUAAGUUUCUGAAAUGUGGAGGUGGAUUAAAACCAUUAUGAAUAAAUUCACAAUAGAGCAGAGUCCAUAUAAGUUUAAGUGAGAACAAAUGUGUAUUCCACUGUAGAACCUGUACUUUAAACAGACCUUAUUUAGAUAAAAAUGGGUGCAUUAAUGUUCACGGUUGACUAAAGGAUUCUCCCAUUCUCAAGCAUAUUAUUAUUGCUUAGCAUU